CACUUCAUAACUUUCCGGGAAAAUCUCUCCGUUUUUCCUUUGUCUCGACCCUCAUUUUUCUCUCUCUCCGAUAUCUUGGUCGGAAUAUCCUGUUCUUCUGCAGAAUUGGCAACGGGUCCUCUCUGUAAUCGAUUUCUAGGUGUGGAAUGAGUAGAAGAUGUUGUAGGGAAGAAGAGCGCUUGAGAUUUAUAUCUGAUCACCUUGUUGCUUAUUUUGCAUAUCGAUGGAAUUCGAAAACUAGGGUUUUUCGAUCUGACCUUCCACUCGCGUUUUGAUCUACGCUGUUACCUGUUUUUGCAAAAUACCCUUUCUGAAGUCGAUAGCGGUUUUCGAUUUGUCAGAGGUGCUGUUUGGAUUUUGAAUCCCUAGGGUUUUGCUGCGGUUUCACUACCUCCGAUUGAGUUUAGAUUUCGAGAAAUCAGGGUUUUUGCGUAGAGUUACUCCUUAUUGAUUCAGGAACUUGAGAAACUAGGGUUUUUGUGCCGGUGAGUUACCGCUCCGAUUGAUUUUGAGGAAACUGGAGACAUAGGGUUUUGUGUUGCGGUUUCGUGGCUCCUGUUGUUUUCGGUGAUAUCUGGAGUUAGGGUUUUGUGGCAGUUGUGGUUCUCAGUUGAUGAGAUAGUGCACAAUGGAUAUUGAUGAGGUUGAGGAUGUUCAUAUUUUGGAUCCUGAGCUUUUGCAGUUACCGGGUUUGUCUCCACUUCCACUUAAAACAAGCCCUCAAAUUGCUGAAGAGCUUUUCUCUCACUGGCUUUCACUUCCAGAAACUGGCCGCUUGGUUAAGUCUUUGAUUGAUGAUGCUAAAACUGGGACCCCCAUUAGCGUGUCCAAGAACUAUUCCAGUAUCAAUGUUGCUUGUGGCGGUGGUAUGCCGUCUGUGUUUCUGGGAGGUGGUACUCCCCCGUUAUCACCUCGGAGCUCAUCUGGCUCUCCUCGUUUCUCAAGGCAAAAGACAAGUCCUUCAUCUCUACAUUCUCCACUGAAAUCAGUCAAGGGGCCAAAGCGUGAAGUUAUUCCUCAGUUUUAUUUUCAACAUGGGCGUCCUCCAGCGAAGGAACUAAAGGAACAAUGUAUAUUGAUGGUUGAUCAAAUUUUCAGCAAUUAUAUGGACAGACUUCACAUGGAUGAAUUCAAAUUCAUUACAAAAGAAGUCUGUAAGCUGCCAUCUUUUCUUUCUUCCUCACUUUUCAAAAAGAUAGACACUGAUGGCACUGGUGUAGUUACGAGGGAUGCAUUUAUCAAGUAUUGGGUUGAUGGAAAUAUGUUAACCAUGGAUACAGCCUCGCAGAUAUAUAAUAUUCUACGGCAGCCGGGUUGCAAAUACCUAAGACAGGAUGACUUCAGACCAGUUCUUGAUGAGCUUCUGGCAACUCAUCCUGGCUUGGAAUUCCUGAGGAAUACAUCUGAGUUUCAAGAGAGAUAUGCUGAAACCGUCAUCUACAGAAUAUUUUACUACAUAAACAGAUCAGGGAACGGUUGCCUUACACUAAGAGAGCUGAAACGUGGAAAUCUUAUUGCUGCUAUGCAACAAGCUGAUGAAGAAGAAGACAUCAAUAAAGUUCUUAGGUACUUUUCCUACGAGCACUUCUACGUCAUAUACUGCAGAUUUUGGGAGCUUGAUGGUGACCAUGAUUUCUUUAUCGACAAGGAAAAUCUCAUCAAAUAUGGUAACCAUGCCCUCACCUACAGGAUUGUUGAUAGAAUAUUUUCACAGAUUCCUAGGAAAUUUACGAGCAAAGCCGAGGGAAAGAUGGGUUAUGAGGAUUUUGUUUACUUCAUUCUUGCUGAGGAAGACAAGUCAGCUGAGCCUAGUCUUGAGUAUUGGUUCAAGUGCAUAGACUUAGAUGGAGAUGGCGUGAUUAGGCCAAAUGAAAUUCAGUUUUUCUAUGAAGAGCAAUUGCAUCGCAUGGAGUGCAUUACCCAGGAACCUGUUCUUUUUGAGGAUAUACUAUGUCAAAUAAUUGACAUGAUCGGACCAGAGGAGGAGAAUUGCGUCACACUCCGUGAUAUUAAAGGAUCCAAACUUAGUGGGAAUGUUUUCAAUAUACUCUUCAACCUGAACAAAUUCAUGGCCUUUGAAACUCGUGACCCUUUUCUAAUUCGCCAGGAAAGGGAGGAUCCUACGUUGACAGAGUGGGACAGGUUUGCGCAGAGGGAAUACGUGAGGUUGUCAAUGGAGGAAGAUGUAGAAGAGGUCUCAAAUGGAAGUGCUGAUGUAUGGGAUGAACCUCUCGAACACCCAUUUUAGCCCUUAGAAAGGAAUCGGCGUUCCCUCUGUCAUUUUCUUGGGGAAGAAGAAAGAAGAAAUGGCUCACAAUAUCCGCGAGAGACUUGAGAAUCGGUCGGCGGUCGGCCUCCAGAAACUUCCGACAAUGGACUUUAUUUCCAAAGAGCCUUCUUUCAUGUGAAGUUUUUGUCCUUUUUUGUUCUUGGUGUUUCAUAGUUUUCCAGGUUGAAACUCUCUCUCUCUCUCUCUAUAUAUAUAUAUAUAUAUGUACGUCUGUAUAUAUUUUUUCUUGGUAAACACUAUUUCAUAAUGAAAAAGGAAGAACCAUGUACAACAAAAACGAACUUAGAAGAGGCUUUUGGUAGAGUACGGGUGGACUUUUGUUCCGUGUUA
Molecule: messenger RNA, 2620 nt
Organism: Tarenaya hassleriana
Lineage: Eukaryota; Viridiplantae; Streptophyta; Magnoliopsida; Brassicales; Cleomaceae
Product: serine/threonine protein phosphatase 2A regulatory subunit B''alpha
Exons: 13
Coding region: 629-2248 (539 amino acids)
Biological process (GO): protein dephosphorylation
Cellular component (GO): protein phosphatase type 2A complex
Molecular function (GO): protein phosphatase regulator activity; calcium ion binding
Source: RefSeq, a predicted model, not a curated record